GGAUUUUUCAUUAUUGCUUGCGACAAGUAAGCUAAGAUGAAAUCGUUUGGAAGUAAGGAGACAUUGUGAAGGUCAUAGAGUCAGCUGAGUAGACAACUGUAUUAACUGUUAACUUAUUACAUCAUAGUGUCCAGUUUCCGAUGAAAAAGGUAAAUAGCAUGUACUUGUUGAAUGGAAAACUGGUUUCUGAAAUGUUUGAGGACGCCGCAUGCAUAUUCGUUGCGUAAGAGCACGGCGAGCGGGAAAGUUUCCGCAUGGCUGAGAGCGAAAUCACCAUUUGGAGUCCACGUGGUCGGCAUUCCCACCACAUACAAAACGCACAAUACCAAAGGGAGGGCCCCCUUUCCUGUGUCCCGUUGUCGAGUGGCAACGCUGCUGCUGCUGUCCAGACAGACAAGAAGUGGAGAGAACCGUUAGCAGUUGUUAGUACGUUGCCAGAUUGGCGAAUAAUAGGGUGUUGUCUGCACACGCGAGCCGUGACGGGCGGGGGCGCAAGAGGAUUGAUCGAUCAAUCAAAAGUUUUCGCCUAUCCAUACUAUAUAUGUAUAUGAAUAUAUAGCAAGAAGGAAGGGUGGCGUAUGCAACUCGCGUGUCUCCGUGGAUCGAUAUUUUCGCAGCAUCCAUUCAUUGCCAGUGAUGUGACGCGAAAGGGUGUAUUCCGUGGAGUGGAGCAGAUAAGGGCCAAUUCUGGAAGUGCUCCUCUGGAAGGGCCCGCGCAAACAUCUCGUCCCCCUUUUUACCCCAUCAUUUGUCUGUCUCACCUUGCUGCCCUGGUGCUCGAGUGCAAGUGAAUGUCCGCAUCAUAGGAAUACCGCAGAUAAUAAGCAUUAAAUGGCAUUGGAUUAUACGUAAACCAGUGAAAAUGGAUAGGAGGUUCAUCCGGCAGAACGGGCCGGUGCUGUUCAUAACUUUGCUCUUCUGCCUCUCCGUCUGGCAGAUAAUCGUGUCGGGACCAGGACCGCCGGACGCGGACGAGAUCACCGUCCCCGCGUACACCGUGAUAACACCGAACAGCACCAGAUUCAGGUAUCCGGUGGAAAGUCUGAACGCCUCCGACUAUCACACGCUGAUGGACAACAGGGAGUUCUCCUUCAAGAUGCUCACGAUCGUCUGCAACGAGAGCUACCCGUUUCUGCUGGUGAUGGUGCACAGCGCGCCGACGAAUUUCGCCAAGAGGAAGACGAUUAGGGAGACGUGGGGACAGCGUCACGACGGCAUGAAACUGGUCUUCAUGCUGGGAGCCGUAGAUGAUUAUAAGUUGCAGAAGAAGCUGGAGCUGGAGAACGCGUUGCAUGGGGAUUUCGUGCAAGGCUCGUUCAAGGACACCUACAGGAACGUCACCUACAAGCACGUGAUGGUCUUGAAGUACGCCGUCUACCAUUGUCCAUCUGCAAAGUACAUCUUGAAGACGGAUGACGACGUGUUCGUGAAUAUGGUAGUUUACCUGGAUUUCCUCAACGAGGAUCUAUCGACGCAUGGAGUCACAGAUCUUUUAUUCUGCAACGUCGUCAAAGAUUCCGAGGCGGCUCGCUCGUACCGCUCCAAAUGGAGGGUCUCUUUUAAGGAGUAUCCGCAGAGGGUUUACCCCACGUACUGUCCCGGAUGGACGCUCCUCUACUCGCCCGACGUUGUCUUCAAGCUGUACAAAGAGGCCCAAAUCCGGCCGUACUUUUGGAUAGACGACGUGCUGAUCACCGGCAUCCUCAUGAAGAACCUCAACCUCACGCACACCCACAACGCCAAAUACAUCAUGCGACACGACGACACCCACGCCGUCGUCUACAGGAAUUCGACCACACUCAUCCGGCAGCAGUUCCUCUACGGCCAUCCCGAACUCAACGAGAGGCAGAUCCGCAGCUUGUGGGCCUUCGUCACGCGCCCCAAAAUCGAAGCCAAUCGCUUCGUGCGUACAUGAAGACGGAAAAGUAUAGAAUUUCAUAUAUUUUUUUACACGUAAAAGAAACGAACUCGAAAGAAAACCAAAAGCCUAGUCAACACACAAAAAUAACAAUGUAUUAAUUAAGGGGGGUUAAUUAAAAAAAAUGUAAAUACCACCCCCUCACCCAAAAGAAAGAACAUUAAUUCAAACUUUAUCUGAACCUCUUGAAAUGUUAUUAAAAAAGAUAUAUAUUAUAAGAUGAUAUAAAAUACGUAUAUUGAGUUAGGAGAUCUAAAGAAUGAAGAGAAUCCGAUAUUAUAUAUAUAUUUACGAAGACUGUUACUGUAGCAAUUAGUCAAAAGUUAACACAAACAAAUGGAUAUAAAGAAAACAAACAUCAAAAUGAUUAUAACAAGGAAUAAAUUGUGUGUUCCGUUUUAGAUAAGUGCCUGGGAUUAAAGUUUAAAGAAAAAGUAAAAAUCGAUUGAGUGCAAUGUAAUAAUCCGAAUAUUAUAUAUAUAUGUAUAUGCCAAUUUAGAGUGAAAUUAAUGGCGUUCAAAAGUUAUGUGCCAAUUUUUCAUUGCGGAGAGAAAAAGAAAUUGAUGAAUUGAAGAAAGAGCAAUCUUUUGAUUAAAAGUAAAUUUUAUUAAUUAAUUUCUGUUUUUUUUUUUGAACGCUAUUUAUAUGAUAAGAAAAUGGGUCCAUGUUCAAUUUAGUACCUAAUUAAUUGAAAUAUUUAUUGAAACAGAGUAAAAAAUAACG
Molecule: messenger RNA, 2641 nt
Organism: Nicrophorus vespilloides
Lineage: Eukaryota; Metazoa; Arthropoda; Insecta; Coleoptera; Silphidae
Product: beta-1,3-galactosyltransferase 5
Exons: 2
Coding region: 863-1915 (350 amino acids)
Cellular component (GO): membrane
Molecular function (GO): hexosyltransferase activity
Source: RefSeq, a predicted model, not a curated record